This is a messenger RNA of Hordeum vulgare subsp. vulgare (domesticated barley), 708 nucleotides long. Its product is annotated as RING finger protein 215-like. Lineage: Eukaryota; Viridiplantae; Streptophyta; Magnoliopsida; Poales; Poaceae. The record is from RefSeq and is a predicted model, not a curated record. The transcript has a single exon. The coding region runs from base 1 to 708 and encodes 235 amino acids.
AUGGAGAUCUCGAAGCACGACACGGACGGCCCAGCAGUCAACCGCGGAAUCGACGCGGCCACGAUAUCCUUCUCCGAGGAGCCCGCGCUGGCAGCCUCCGGCGGCAGCCACCGAUUCGCCCUGCGCGUGACGUGCAGCGUCACGCGGUUCGUGGAGUUCCACAGGAGCGGGCAGGACCCGGUCGUGCUGCUGCGCAGGUGCACCGGGGUCGUCGCCCGCGGUUCCGCCACCACAUUCCCCGUCGACGACCUGUCGGCGCUACAGAGCGACACCGCCUGCCGAGGGGCCCUCCGCGGGAUGCUGGAGCAGCUGCCUCAGCUCCGGUCGCUCUGGCUCGCGGAGGACGAGUGGGACGCCGUCGUGCCCGCGGACAUCGUGCCGCAGAUCGUCCGCGUGGCGCGCGGCGACGACGCCAAGGACGGCUUCACUUUCUGCUUCGCGAUGAAGGUGCACCGGCGGAUCAUAUACGGCGAGCAGGCCCUGCUGAUGGCGUGCAAAGAGAGGGAGCUGGACCUGCGCGCCGCCAAGACGGACGACUGCGCAAUCUGCCUGAAUGGCCUGGAGGGAGAGCCCGCCGUGGAACUGCCAACCUGCGAGCACGCGUUCCACCGCCGGUGCAUUUCCACGUGGUUCUCCAAGGCGACGACGUGCCCCAUGUGCCGGGGCGACGUUAGGCUCCGUGGCUUGCUGAAGUUUCUGAACCUGUAG